Mytilus californianus (California mussel) is the source of this 7283-nucleotide messenger RNA. RefSeq names its product nuclear factor erythroid 2-related factor 2-like. The transcript has 8 exons. Bases 430 to 3027 code for a protein of 865 amino acids. The record is from RefSeq and is a predicted model, not a curated record. Gene Ontology annotation, biological process: regulation of transcription by RNA polymerase II. Gene Ontology annotation, cellular component: nucleus. Gene Ontology annotation, molecular function: DNA-binding transcription factor activity, RNA polymerase II-specific; RNA polymerase II cis-regulatory region sequence-specific DNA binding. NCBI's taxonomy places the organism in Eukaryota, Metazoa, Mollusca, Bivalvia, Mytilida, Mytilidae.
UGACGUCAUUUUCUAAUUCGCUGAAUCACAUUUGUUAUGAAGAUUCUAGAAGAAACAGGGUGUUGCACGCAAUUUUAGUUGAAAUCUCUCACAAUUACGAUACAAACUUAUCUUUUUAAAGUCCAGACUUCGCAAUUUAUACACAUAAAACAUCAAACUUUUGUGAAACUGGCCUAUUUUCUCCCUGUAGCAGCUGUCAUGGCAGCCGCGUGUGCUCCCUGGUUAAAAUGGGAACAAAGGCAUUGUUGAUUUCAGUUUUAUUUAUAAACUAACAAUCAUUUGAAAUGUCUACCAAACUUUAAGAAAUUAUGGAUUAGCAAUUUUCUCUAGUUUAUUAAUAAAAAUUAACGAAGUGAAGAUAAGAUACCGAAACAAUAUUGAACUUCUGACAGGAAUUUCACAAAAGUACUUCCUGCUGUAUUCGACAAGAUGCUUAAAGACUACUUUGUUGAUGGACUUGUUCAAAUUGCCAUAGUUCUGAGUUUGUUGAGGACUGACUUAAAUAACUACAUGAACAUUCAUUAUGUAAAUUAUCCAGAAGUGCAAGAAAUUAUUCUUGGAUCAUCAGCUGCAUUAACUCCAACUAACUUCAUCAACAACAACAUAAAUUCUUUCUAUGGCGGUGGUAAUCCUAAAUCAAUUUACAGUGAUUUGACAUAUCAAAAUCUUAUUCAAGAUUUACGAUCUUUAAGACGUUUUUCUGUAUGGCAACGAUCACAUUCAGCUCAACAAAUAGAGACAUUUCUGGUUGGUUUGAAUAAUAUACCAGAAAUUGUAAGGACACCAGCAGAGCAAAACAAUAACAAUAAUGUACAGUCAGAAACAAACACUGAUGACCAGAGUGAUGUUGAAUCAAGCAACAACAAUCAGAACUUAGAUAGCAAUGAUAAUGUGCAAUAUGAAGAAGUUGUUCUUGGUGUUGACAGUACAUGUAGCACAAGUAAUUCUGUCUCAUCUAGUGUAAAUAGUCAGUAUGACUUUCAGUUUGAUGGUCUGUCAAGGGAGGAUCUUGAUCUCAUUGAGGUACUAUGGAGACAGGAUAUAGAUCUCGGGAUAGGAAAGGAGGUGUUCGACAUCAACCUAAGGAAAGAGCUAGAGAGAGAACGAGAGAUAGAGAUACAAAAAGAACAAAUCAAAAAAAAAGAGGAAGAAUUGGUGAGAAUAAAACUUGAAGAACAGCGCCGGCAGCAGGAACAGCAAUGGAGAUCAGAGAAUUUUACUAGAGAUGGAGAAACUGGUGAAUGGGUGCCUGUAGGUGGAAGAAAUAGAAUUCCUCCACCCCCUCAGACUUCUCAACAACUGCAGCAAGUCCCACAGCAGCAAAAUGUACAGAAUAGUCAAUACCAGAACUAUAUGCCCUAUGAAAACAAUAUGCCUGUGAUGAGUGAAAUGCCACAGUCCUCAGGAGAAUAUAUGAUGCCAACCCAUGUAGAGCCUCAGUAUCAGCCCCUUAGGAUACCUCAUGAGAAUGUAGAUCAGCAGCAACAGCCACAGCAGCAAAAUAUGACAAAUUUCAUUCCACAAACAAGUUAUAAUCAGACAAAUCCAUACAAUCAGGGAGAAAGUUUCGAGGAGCGAUGGCAAGAUAUUGUUAGUAUGCUAAAUUUGUCCCAGAAUAAUUCAGGAAAUAUGUUCAGUGGUAUGCCUCAAAGUAUGCAUGCUAUGAUGGGUCAUAAUGCUAGCAUGUACAACCAAACAGAUAUAUCAUCACCUCUUAUGCAGUUAAUCCAGUCAGUACCAGCAGCAGGUAGAGACAACCAAUCAUCUGCCAUGAUACAAAAUAUUACCAUGCCAACAGCUGGAGACAACCAGUCAUCAGUGUUAUUGCAGAAUGCUUCAAUGCCAGUUCCACCUAUGAAUAAUUCCAUGAAUCCAUCUUACAAUGCAUUUGACAACUCAGGUACUUGCCAGCAAAAUGGUAAUUUCACACCCUCAAAUCCAGAUUGUGGCUUAACAAACCAGCGUGAUUUUGAGACUGGCGAUCUUCUUUUCCUCAAUGAUAGUAGUCCCAUGAAUCAAACAGAAUCCUUAAAAGAAGUAGAAGAACUACUGCCUGAUAUCAUUAACAAUGAAAAUUUAACUGAUUACAACAUAAGUGAGAUGGCGCUAAAUGAUGGCUUACGUUCCAUGCAUAUGCUUGAUGAAGAGAGUAGUGAGUCGGGAGUAUCUAUGGGUAGUUCUGGAUCACCAGUACAUGACAACUUCAGUGACUCAGUUAUGUCCCCUUUUGAUGGUGCAGGUGGAGCCACUGGGGGUCAAGAUUAUGAUGAAUCACAAAGUUACAAAGGUCCCAACAACUUUAAUUUUAAUAACAAUAAUAAUAAUAACAACAACAAAAAUUAUAAUGGGUACAGCAACAGUGAUAGCCAAUCAAAUUGUUCAUCUGUAUCUAAUGAUACUGAUUACCAAAUCGACAUGACAAGGUCCAAACAUGUUCACCAUAACCAUUCUUAUCCACUACAGCCAGGACAGGAACCGAAAGAGUACAAGAAAUAUACAUUCAACAACGAUAAACCUAGGCAGAAAGGGCCACACUGUCGUGACAAAAAACGCAUUGAAGAAAUGAACAUUCCACUGACUCUUGAUCAAGUUAUCGAAUCACCAGUGGAAGAAUUCAACGAAAUUUUGCAGAUGCAUAAAUUUUCUGAUCAGCAGCUUCAAUUAAUUAGAGAUAUUAGACGCAGAGGCAAAAAUAAAGUUGCUGCCCAAAACUGCAGGAAACGCAAGAUGGAUGUGAUAGUAGAUCUUGAGGACAAUAUGUCUUCCCUACGUGAGAGAAGAGAUAGACUUUUAGAGGAGCGACACAUGAUUGACAAACAAGCAAGGGAAAUGAAAGACAAAUUUGGAGUCCUGUACAGAGAAAUUUUCCAGUCCUUGCGUGAUGAAAAUGGAAGACCAUAUGAUCCCCAGUUUUAUUCCUUACAGCAAUCCAGUGAUGGCAAUGUUUUCCUUGUACCACGAAAUAUGACAGCGGAUGAACAACAAGCAAAACUUAACAAAAAAGUUAAGAAAGAAAAGGAAAAGUAGUUAAAACAAUAUUAGAUUUAAGACUAUGGAGGGAUGCUACCUCUAAAAAAAUGUGAUAAAAGCAAGCCUUAAAUGAAAAAAAAUCAGGGUUUUUGAUGGCGUUAAAAAAAAGGGGGGGGAAAUUUUUGGCAUUUGGUUUUUAGUGCUUUUUGCAUUUGAAGUAAUAGGAUUUGCAUUUAUGGGUUGCACAUAUUCAUUUUUCAUUGCAAAUUUGUUCACAAAAUGUUUAACUGGCACUAUAUUUAUUAGAAUAAAAUCAAAACUUCACAUUGUUUUAUUAUAUAUAAAUAUUAAGAAUAGAUUUUAUUUUCAAUAUAAAAUUAUUUACAUAAUUGUUGAUCUCAAAGUCCAGCACUGUCAGUGUUUAGCAUAAUAUAGAAAUAAAGGUGCAAAGUAUGAAUUCAGUUACCCAUCAAGACAAAAAAUGAACAUCAUAUUUAAAUAAAACUUAACAUCAUACUAAAUUUAUUAGAAGAAACUUGUUGCACCCAAUAUUCUUUCAUUAAUACAUAAAAAAAUAUCAAAAUAUUUAAAAUGAAGAAAGUUAACUGGCAAUUAUGUUGUCAAGCAUAUCUUUUGUGCAUGUGAAUUUAUUACAUUCCAUUCUUGUGAAAGAGCCAGGUAGUUAGUACUGUUUGUUAGGAAGGAGUUUUUGGAAAUUAAACAAUUAUUGUAUAGGGGUCAUACAUUGUAAAAUGAACCCUAAAAUAUGCUAAUUGUUUUCAUUUGAAAUGCUUACAUUUUUACAGAAAAAGCAUUGUAUCAGGUGCCUUGUUAUGAGGAAUGUUGAAAUGAAUUAUUUUAUGGUUAUACAUUUUUAACUCAAAUCCUUUCCAAUGUAAAAGGGGGAGGGUUCAGGAGACAUAUUUGUUUAAGCCACAAACAAUUUGUUUCAUUUUAAAUGACUCUUACAGCUGUUGUCAAAGAAGACAUUUACCCAUCAAAUUGAAUUUAAAGUUCCUCUGAUCACCCAUCACACUGUCAAUUAUGGAACAGUUCUGAGUUGACAGGUACAUAACAACUGUCUCUUCAUACAUCUUACACUUUUAUGUCUACUCAAGAUGCAAAGCUUUAAGCAAAAUAAAUGGUAGCAGUUUGAUUGUUUAGAAAUAAGAAUAUGAUUAAUUCCACUAGUAUAAUUUGUGAAAGAUCAAAUUCUAGUGUAAUAUAUUUGUAGAAAAUAAUAACUUUUUUGUUGAAUUAUAAGUGUCUAUGUGGUGCUUAGUGUAUCAUUUAUAGUAGAAAACUGACAGUAUAAAGUGCUAAAUAAGGUCAUUAUAAAAAUAUUGCUCUAUUCCUUUAUCAUCUUGCUACACUUUUCUAAUUCAUUUUAUUUUUAUUUUGAAAGAAAAAUUAUGUUUUCAGAAACGUGUCGAAACAAAAUAUGUCUAUACAACAUGUACAAGAUAUAGGAAAAAAAUUAAUUUAUUUUGCCUGCCUUUUCCAAUUUAAGAAAAAAUAGUUUUGUAAUAUUUUUAUUAUGGCCUUAAGUGUUAUUUUUUUGUAUUUAUUUAUUUAUCCCAUUUAACUUACAACAUGAUCAAAGAUAUAUAUAGUGUAAGAUUUUUACUUGAAUAUUAAAAUGUUUUUACAGUUUAUUAUUUAAACUGAUGCUAAAAGCUGGUUUCCUGUAGGGGAAUGCAUUUCUUUGGUCUAGCUAAGGGUUUGUGUGCAAAGUUUGUAAAACUGGAACUGGUUCUUGUUUGUUAAAUGUUUUAUGUUGUUAAAUUAUUGUUAUACAAUUGUUAUUAUUAUCUAAAACUUAAGUUUUACACAAAUUAUUGAUUUAAAAUAUUUGAUGUUUUAUUUUGUCGUAAGAAAACAGAAAAUUUGAAGUGGAUAUUUAAUUUAUAAUAUAAUAUUAUUGGUAAAAUCUGCCAAAAAAAAAAUAAAAACUAGAUUGUACCAAUGAUAAAUUUUUGAAAUAACUGAUUUUCAUUUAAACAAUGAUGGUAUUAUUUUAGUCUAUAGGGCAUUUGGACUUGAACUGUUGUCAUUGAGUUGCCUGCUUACCAUCAGGUGGACAUUUCUUUAUGAAGCAUAAUCUGAUCUGUUGAAAAACCUUAUAAUUAUAAAGCUUUCUCAAUAUAACUGUUUUACACAGCAUCACAUGUUAGUGAUGUUGGGAAAAGGGAUGUACAUUACAUAAACAUGGGUUUCUAUUUAAGUUGCAUGCAAAAGGAUUCCACAUGGUUGUUAAUGCAUAUUUCAAAGGUCGUCUUAAAAAGAUUAUUUCAAAUUUCCAAAAUAUCCAAAAUUUGAAAUCACCACUGAUUCAAUAACAAUAAUUCAAUUUAUUAUUUUUUUUUAAGGAAGGACAGUUCCUAUUAUGAUAAUUUAUGAUAAUUUUAACUGAAUAAUGUAGUAAUACCAUUGACAAGUGAAAUCACAGGAUUGGGUUAUUUUUGUCAAACGUAAUGUUGCAGUACUACUUAUAAUUGUUUACAUGUCUGGAUAGAGAACAAUAAUUUUGGGCUUUCAGUAGAUGGAUUUAUAGAUAAAGUUAAGCAGGUGUGUAUAAUAAACAUUCUAUAGAGGUGUUAUUGUUUCACUUAUAACCAUUGUUAUGUUUUUAUAUCACAUAUUAUGUCAUAAUAGUCUAUAGCAAAUAAAUGCAUAUUGUGUGCAGUGUGAAUGAUGGAUAAUUAUAUGGUGAUGCAAAAAAUCUAAGUUUGAAUAUAAGUAAUUAAAUUGAUUUCAGCAGUCUGUCAAAAUUAAAGAUAUUGAUUAUUGCUUUGCUUCAUAGAUACUUCACUGGAAGGUACUAGUCUAAAAAUAAACUUUGUAGGUCUGUUAUCUUUUUUUUAAUCUUGUUACCAGAUAUGUCACAGAUGUGGGGAUUUCUAUGACUGUGUAUUUAAAACAAGAAUAUUUACUACUUCAAAUUAUAAUAUAUAUCAUUCAGAUUUAAGUACAUAUCUGUCAUAAAAAAUAAAAGAGUAUGUGUGUGAAUGUGAAUAACAUUAUAUAGAACAGAAUUACCAAUGUAAGUGAACCUAUAUAUAAUUUGGUGACAUUCCAUGAACAGAGAUUUAUCAAAGUUGGUAAAAGGGAUAUGCUGUAUAUAUUUGUUUGUUAAAUAUAUUAUUACAGCAUGUUAUUGGUAUUAAAAAAUAUUUUACUAACAAAGCCUUUUACAAUGUAUACCCGUGAGUCAUUUAUUGUCAUGUAGUCCUUCAUCGUCAAAUAAGACAUCAUCAUGUACAUUACAUCACUUAUUAUUUCACUUUACACCAGAACAUUUACAUUCUAUUGAUUUAAAGGUCUGUUUGAGCCAAUUAUGAAUAUUCCACUAUGUUUUAAAUUUCCUACCUGAAUACCAUAUACGUAAUUUAUAUUUAAAUUAUUUCAAACAAAAUAUUUAUGAACAUUAAGUUUUUAAUACAUACAAAUUGCAUAUUAUGAUCAUUUACCUAUUAAAAAACUAUUUGAGGCUCUUCCUUCAAAAGCAUCUUUUGAAAGCAUUUGCUGUUUACUCAUUUCAGUACAAUUACUGAUUCAUGAAGAACUUAUAGUCAUGCAUGACAUAUCAAAGCAAAACGUUUUUGUUAACACUUUUGAUUUCAUAUUUUCAACAAUUGAAAUCUUAUCAUCGACUGAAAACGCUACUGGCAUCUUGCUUUUGCCAUAAUAAAUUGAUAGCAUAGAUAAGACAGAAAAAUUUAGAAUUGACUUGUGAAAUUGGGGAAAUUAUUAUCAUGUCGAGUGAAAAUAUUGUGUUAAAGACUUGGGUGAAGUUAUGUCAAUUUAACACACUGAUAGCCUUUUGUAGAGGAGAAACAAGUUUUUAUGAACCUUAGAAGUUGAAAGUUACCAGGGCUGAUGGCCUCAGUCAAUAUUAAUUUCUAAGGUCCAUGAAAACUCAUAUUGGAUAUAAAAACUGAUAUUGUGGUUAAACAGUCCGUAGACCAUCUUUAUUUAAAUAAAAAACAUAUUUUACAGAAUUUCAUCUGCAAGCAUUUAAAUCAGCAGGAUUAAGUAUUCCAAAAUAUAAUAUAAUAAUAAUAAUAAUAAUAACAUUAAUGUAAAUUUAACCAGCCCAAUGAUAAAUACGUGUUUCUUUAGUUUUUGCACUUUAUUUUCAUUUGACAUAGUUAUACUAUAUGGGAAGUUAUAAAUAAUAAUUAGUAUGGGAAGAACUGUCAGUGAUGAUAUGAUUUAGGUAGUUGUUGUAGCUCCAUCAUUGUACAUAAUGGAUUGUCUCAUUAUGGUUGUGUAUCAGAUAUUGUCUGAACAAUAAACUUAUUUUAUAUUGA